AUGGUCAGUGAUUCUAUAGAAAUUUCCGAAACCUCUCCCUCCCAGGAAACUCCCUCUUCUAUGAUAGUCGAUCAAUCUGUAGAUCCUUCAGAGAUGUCUCCUUGCCAGGAGACUCUCUCUUCGGUUGCUGUUGAUCAGUCUGCAGAACCUUCAGAGACAAUUCCCUGCUUAGAGACUCCUGAUAUUAUGGAUGCUCAUUCUUCAGAGACUACUACAUGCAAGGAAACUCCAUCUUCUGUCAUGGGUGAUGAAUCUCUAGAACCUUCAGGAACCUCUCCCAACCAGGAGACUUCCUCUUAUAUUAUGGGUGAAGCAGAACCUUCAGAGAGCUCUCCAUACAAUGAAACUUCCUCUUCUGUCAUGGGUGAUGAAUCUGUAGAACCUUCAGGAACAUCUCUCUGCAAAGAAACUCCCUCUUCUAUCAUGGGCAAUGAACCUGUAGAGCAUUCAGAGACCUCUCCCUACCAGGAGAUUCCUCAUUCUAUUGUGGAGGAUCAUGCUGCAGAGCCUUCAGAGACCUCUCCCUAUGAGGAGACUCCCUCUUCUGUUGAUUAUUCUGCAGAGCCUUCAGAGACCUCUCCCUGCAAAGAGACUCUACCUUCUAUUGUGGACGAUCAUUCUGCAGAGCCUUCAGUAACCUCUCCCUACCAGGAGACUCCCUCUUCUGUUACAGUUGAUCAUUCUGCAGAGCCUUCAGAAACCUCUCAUUACCAGGAGAUGACUCCUACUAUGAUAGAACCUUCAGAGACCCCUGGAAGCACAGAGACUUCCUCUUCUGUUAUUCUCAAUAAUUAUGUAGAACCUCCAGAGGCUGCUCCUUAUCCGGAGACUCCCUCUUCUAAUGUGAUCGAUCAUUCUAUAAAACCUUUAGAGACUUCUCCCUACCAGGAGACUCCUGAUCAGGUCGAUCAUUCUAUAGAGCCUUCAGAGACCUCUCCCUACCAGGAGACUCCUGUACAGGUCGAUCAUUCUAUAGAGCCUUCAGAGACCUCUCCCUACCAGGAGACACCCACAUCUGAAAGUCUAAGUGAUGCUUUAACUGCUGGUGCCAAUGAAGAUAUGUCAGAAAUUCCCCAAAGAAUGUCUGUGAUUGAAUCAUCAAUUGGUCACGAGUUAAUACUUCCUUCAGGUAAAUUACAUCUGCCUUUCUCCCCCGGCAGGUGA
Molecule: messenger RNA, 1164 nt
Organism: Acanthosepion pharaonis
Lineage: Eukaryota; Metazoa; Mollusca; Cephalopoda; Sepiida; Sepiidae
Source: the annotation of a GenBank genome assembly